UCCCCAUCAUCCCCCCACCCAGCCACACACGCCGAGUACAGUAAACUCCCCUCGUGAUUGAGUCUCACCAUGUCGACAGGGAAGCGCGGAAACUGGCGCGAUGCGUAUCUCGAGCGCGGCGAGCGCGAGCGGCAUUGGAGCGAUCGCGACCGGGAACGCGAGCGAGACAGGGAGAAGGAGAGGAGGACACAUGAUCUUCAUGACCGCAGCUAUCGGGACAACGAUCGAGUAAACGAACGCGAUUGGCGACGGCACGACCAAGACAAGCGACAGCGUGACGACGCCGAGGAGGGCGAGAUAACCUCUCCACCCCGAAGGGCCAGUCCAAACCGCCCAAGCCCGCGCAGUAAUCAGCGCCGCCCUCCACCAAUUUCUCCUCGUCGUGAUACUCGUUCGCCGCGUGCUGAUCGUGAGCGCGCGUAUAGCCGUGAACCAGAGAGGCGUGGUAGCUUCGGACGCCACGACCGCAACCUCAGCCGUGAACCGGAUCGCCGCAGCAUCCGUGAGCCAGAGCGGCGCGGGAGCUUUAGCCGCGACCGUCAUGCCAGUCGGGAGCCAGAACGUCACGAGAGCCGUGCCCCGCCGUCAAAGAAGGUGAGGUUGGCUGAGCCCGAGCCUGAACCGGAACCGGAACCGGAGCUGCCUGCAGAGGAAGAGGAUAUCGAGAAGAAGCUCGAGGAGAAACGUCGGCGGCGUGAGGCCAUCUUGGCGAAAUUCCGCGCAGGUGAGGGCGCAAAGCCGUCACUUAGCGCUGUUGACAGCGCCGCGGGCUCACCGAGUACGCCCGCGCAGCCGCUACCUUCUGGGGCGGAGAGCGUUACUAGCAAUGGCAUCAACACAGAGUCUGGCGCAACUCCACUUCUCAAAGCGCUUGGGACCCGAUCCCUUACUGGAGCACCCAUCGGCGCCAUCCUCCCCAGUGGGAGCGGCGCUGCCACGCCUCUCGGUUCGGAACCAUCGCUCCCAUCCACGCCCAUGGGCAAGGACUUUGAUCUCGAAAAGCAUGGUGAGAAACACGAGUCAGGUGAGGGUGUAUCGGCCGCGGAAUAUGACGACGCGAGCGACAAGGCAGAGCGAGGAGCGCGGGUCGACCCGAACAUCAAGGCUCCGCCUGCCGAUGAUGAAUGGGAGGAGGUCGAGGUCGAGAUCGAUGACGAGGAGGACGACAUGGACAUGUUCGCGGCAUUCGGCGACGAAGAGCCCGCGAAGAAGAAGCGCAAGAUCACAGUGCGUCGGCGCAAGGACGGCACGACGGUCGAGGCACCCCAGGUGCAGGCUGCCUUGGAUGUGGUGGACAACGUUGACGACACGGAGGGUUACUAUCGUAUCACCCCGGGCGAGAUCCUUGACGACGGACGAUACCAGGUUACUGUUACGCUGGGCAAGGGCAUGUUCUCGGCCGUCGUUAAGGCCAAGGUUCUCAAGGCGGUUGGAGGGGAACGCGCUGCGGAUGUUGUUGGCCGCGAGGUGGCCAUCAAGCUCAUGCGCUCGCAGGAGAGCAUGUACGUCGCUGGCAAGAAGGAGGCUCAGAUCCUUAAGCUUCUCAACGAUGCCGACCCGGAGGACAAGAAGCACAUUGUUCGCAUGGAGCGCACUUUUGAACACAAGGGUCACUUGGCGAUCGUCACUGAGAGUCUCAGCAUGAACCUUCGUGAUGUGAUCAAGCGCUUCGGCAAAGACGUGGGGCUCAACAUGCGUGCCGUCCGCGCGUACGCUCAUCAAAUGCUGCUCGCACUCUCUCUUAUGCGCAAGUGCUCUAUUGUUCACGCGGAUAUCAAGCCCGACAACGUCCUAGUAAGCGAGAACAAGGCCGUGCUCAAGGUGUGUGAUCUUGGCACAGCUGCCGAGGUGUCCGAGGGCGAGAUCACGCCGUAUCUUGUCUCACGCUUCUACCGUGCGCCGGAGAUCAUUCUCGGCCUGCCCUACGACACCGCCAUCGACAUCUGGGCCAUCGGCUGCACGCUCUUUGAGCUGUACACAGGCAAGAUCCUCUUCCCAGGCCGGAGCAACAACCACAUGCUUUUGCUUCAGCAGGAGACGAAGGGCAAGCUGCCUCACCGGAUGAUUAAGAAGGCGCAGCUGGGCGCUAUGCACUUCGACGAGAAUAACAACUUCCUCUCCGCCGAGAAGGACCGCAUUACCGGCGCGGAUGUCGUCAAAACCGUCGUGAUCAGCAAAGCGACAAAGGACCUUCGCUCGCGUCUCAUGCCCAGCUCGAGUGUACAAGCCAAGAUGGGCGUCGACGAGCUCAAGCAGCUGCAGCAGUUCGUUGAUCUGCUCGACAAGUGUUUGAUGCUGGAUCCGGUGCGGCGCAUCUCGCCGCGCGAGGCGCUGCUGCACCCGUUCGUGACGGGACAGCAUGCGCAUCAUGGUUGAGGGGGCGCGCGGUGGAAAAAUGACGGGAAGCGAGAUCAAUACGCGAUAGAUGAAGUAAAUGCGACUAAGACUGCAUGUAGGAUACGCAUGGUGCUGUGCUGAUGCUCAAAAUUCAACCAACCGCCUCAGAUUGUACUGGGCAAGCAAGCAAACGUCAUCCACCCUCAUCAUCGCAUACGGCUCACGACCAUAUAUCGUGGCUCCGUUUACCACUCACUUACUGCACGGAGGCGUCUAGAGAUACGCGAAACUGAUGCGAUGCAUACUAGUAUACAAUGAGUGCCAUGG
This is a messenger RNA of Cutaneotrichosporon oleaginosum, 2664 nucleotides long. RefSeq lists its product as uncharacterized. Lineage: Eukaryota; Fungi; Basidiomycota; Tremellomycetes; Trichosporonales; Trichosporonaceae. Gene Ontology annotation, molecular function: ATP binding; protein serine/threonine kinase activity. The record is from RefSeq and is a predicted model, not a curated record. Gene Ontology annotation, biological process: peptidyl-serine phosphorylation; peptidyl-threonine phosphorylation; mRNA cis splicing, via spliceosome.